GUUUUAAAUUUUGUAAUAUUACAAAUUGGCGCAGCCGACAGGAUUAUUAGUACACAGUUGAGUUUAUAUAGUUUUGAAGUAGAAGUAGAAAAGAAUUAUGCUUUUCAAAUUCUUAGUACAGAAGAUCGAAGAUUCCUACAUUAUCUCCCGAUAUCAAGUAGAAGGGGAAGACGAAUGGACGGAGGUCGAUCAAGAAUUUCAAGGAAUCGAAAAUCAUCCCGCUAUUUCAUCCUCGGCGGUUUUUCAAACUGCUAGCCGGACGAUGACGAAUUACCGGACACUAACUAUUUCAUUAUCGGAGACAGAAGGUGAGCUUUAUCUUGAUAAAACUUUACUAAGACCGGGCGCUACGGACAGUACUCCUCCUACGGACAGUUCACAUGACCCGAAGUCGGAUGUGUUGGCGCAAAUGGUUCAGUUGCAAAAGCUGUACAUGGACCAACAAGCCGAGACGUUGAAAAUUAUGAACUCUUUUCGGCAUACCAUCGAAAAAAUGUCACUAAACCCAUCACGCGAUACGAUCAAUAUAGAAAAAUAUGAUGGAAAAUCGGAGGAAGCGCGUAUUUGGAUCAUUUCAUACGAACACGCGUGUGCAUCUCACAAAUGGGUUACCGACGAACAAAAGAUUCGUAACCUUCGAAAUUACUUGGAGGGAAUUGCCGUAAAAUGGUACAAUUCUCGAGUACUAGAUAGGAUCGGUGAUAAUUGGGAGGAAUGGAAAAACUCUUUUCUUAGUGCAUUCGGACAGAAUCGAAUCCAACUGUCCAUAUCAGCGGAUAUGUGGGAAUAUCGUGGUGGUUCACUAUUAGAAUAUUAUUUUCAAAACAACGGCGUAUCCAAUUUGCAUAUCCGGAUAUUGGGAAACAAAGCUUUAUCACCAUGGUAAUGCGUGGACUACCUGCGGAUAUGCAAGCUAUUCUUCUACAACACAAUUUUAAUGAUAAAGAAGACUUACGUGUCGGAUUGAGCAAAUUGGUACCUACCAAAAAAUCGGUACCAAGGAAAAUCGAAAGAAGGGAUAAUAAUAUGCGUGGUAACCGAAGUUUUACCUCUGUGAAUGAAAUUGAUAGUGGUCUCCCUUCCGGUAGAAACUAUUUGAAUGAGAAUCUGGAAAAUAGGGAAGAUGCAAAAAACGAGUAAAGAAGGGUUUACCGAUCCCUCUGACAAAAUCGGACCAUUGUUUAUUCACGGAUCAUAAUGAUCCUCGUGUUUUCUCAAUGGAAGUGAAUAACGUGCAUUGUGCGGUUUU
This is a messenger RNA of Centruroides sculpturatus (bark scorpion), 1249 nucleotides long. RefSeq lists its product as uncharacterized. NCBI's taxonomy places the organism in Eukaryota, Metazoa, Arthropoda, Arachnida, Scorpiones, Buthidae. The coding region runs from base 98 to 886 and encodes 262 amino acids. The transcript has a single exon. The record is from RefSeq and is a predicted model, not a curated record.